Mobula hypostoma (lesser devil ray) is the source of this 1667-nucleotide messenger RNA. It is a transcript of the gene cdkl1, whose product is annotated as cyclin dependent kinase like 1 (CDC2 related kinase). Gene Ontology annotation, biological process: protein phosphorylation. Bases 438 to 1238 code for a protein of 266 amino acids. The transcript has 8 exons. The record is from RefSeq and is a predicted model, not a curated record. Gene Ontology annotation, molecular function: ATP binding; protein serine/threonine kinase activity. Gene Ontology annotation, cellular component: nucleus. Lineage: Eukaryota; Metazoa; Chordata; Chondrichthyes; Myliobatiformes; Myliobatidae.
CAUCGCAGGAGCUCGGCAUCGACAGCUUGCAGUCGGGAACUGAGUUGGAUGAAGUCGAGCGGAGUUGAGUGAAGUGGGCGGUGGGUUGGCUGAUGGUGGAUUCCUUGAGCUGGGCUGACUUCACCCGACUGCGCUGACAGGAGUUAGGGUGGGCUGGACUGAGCUGUACCGGGUUGCAUGGUGCUGGGCUCUUUUUGUAUUGGGCAUCUUGUCGGCAACAGCGCUCGGGUGGCGAGAAGCAGUGCCCGGCGGGGACGGAGGGUCCUGGAUUGCUGCGUGGCUUCGCACCCAAGCGCCCUUCGCGGACAGCGGGCCCGAGCGUUGGCCCCGCCGGUCCCUGGACCAUUUCAGCGGGGUCGUUGCUGACCCCAGAUUUCUUCAAGCGUGCGGGGUGAACACGCCAUUUUUGUGAGGUGCUCGGGAGGUAAACAGCCGUGAUGGAGAAAUACGACAAAAUCGCGAAAAUCGGAGAGGGCUCUUACGGCGUGGUGUUCAAAUGCAGGAAUAAAGUCAGCGGACAGAUAGUGGCUAUUAAGAAGUUCGUGGAGUCUGAGGAUGAUCCCGUUAUCAAGAAAAUCGCCAUGCGCGAGAUCCGGUUGCUAAAGCAACUGAAGCAUUGCAAUCUUGUCAACUUGAUUGAAGUGUUCAGAAAGAAACGAAGACUUCAUUUAGUGUUUGAGUACUGUGACCACACUGUGUUAGAUGAAUUGGACCGAUACCCAAAAGGGGUACCUGAUCACUUGGUGAAGAGAAUCACUUGUCAAACACUUCAGGCUGUCAACUUUUGCCAUAAGCAUAAUUGCAUACAUAGGGAUGUUAAGCCAGAAAAUAUCUUAAUUACAAAAGAUCACGUCAUUAAGCUUUGUGAUUUUGGUUUUGCCAGGAUAUUGACUGGUCCAGCAGAUUACUAUACUGAUUAUGUUGCUACCCGGUGGUACCGUGCUCCUGAACUGUUAGUUGGAGACACUCAGUAUGGUCCUCCAGUGGAUAUUUGGGCAGUAGGGUGUCUUUUUGCAGAAUUAUUAUGUGGAGCCCCCUUGUGGCCAGGAAAGUCAGAUGUUGAUCAGCUCUAUCUGAUAAGAAAAACACUGGGUGAUUUGAUUCCAAGGCAUCAACAAGUCUUUAGUUCAAACCAGUUCUUCAACGGAGUGAGCAUACCAGUGCCAGAUAAUUUGGAAACUUUGGAAAUGAAGUUUGCAAAUAUUUCUCAAAAUGCCCUUGGAUUAAUGAAGAUCUAGACUCAACUUCAUUCCAACCUCCUCCUGCCAACCUGCACUCACCCCAACCCUCCAUUCCCGGUUCCUUUUUCAGAUCCUCCCCCUACCUGAACCUACACUAUUUCCCGACAUCCCCACACCAUUCACAGCCAGUGCGCCAACCAACACUCCUCCUUCAUUGAGCCAAGUCUACUCACUCGCAGCCAGCUGGAUUAAAGUAAAGAUUCAGAAAGAUUGAAGUAAAGCAAGACCAAAAUAAUAGGGUCAAAGUUCAAAUUAAGUGGAUGUAAAAGGAAUUAGGAAUGGCAAAUUUUUGAUAAGGAGAAAAGUGCAAAAUAUUUAAGCAGCGAUCAGAGAAAGAAAAUAAAACACUGGAACAUAAAGAGAUAAGGAACAAAUGAACUGUAGAAAAAGGUAUACAGUGGAUGAUAAAGCAGUUAACAACAAAAA